Molecule: messenger RNA, 435 nt
Organism: Salvia hispanica
Lineage: Eukaryota; Viridiplantae; Streptophyta; Magnoliopsida; Lamiales; Lamiaceae
Source: RefSeq, a predicted model, not a curated record
AUGAAGGAAGCCCAAGACAGACAAAAGUCAUACGCUGACGUCCGACGGACCGACUUACAAUUUCAAGCCGACGAUAAAGUAUCCCCGUCGAAAUGGAUAACGCGUUUUGGUGUUAAAGGAAAGUUGAAACUGCGUUUUAUCGGACCUUAUGAAAUUCUUGAAGAAGUAGGACUCGUAGCCUAUCGAUUGGCGCUACCGCCAAGCCUUGGGAACGUGCACAACGUCUUUCAUGUGUCGCAGUUGCAGAAAUACGUGUUCGACCCGAAGCACGUGAUUCACUACGAAGAAGUUGCCUUGAAUCCAAACUUGAGCUACGAGGAGCGACCCCAGAGAUCUUGGACCGUAAGGGGUUCAAAUCUUGAGGAACAAAUCUAUUACCUCUAUGAAAAUACUGUGGAGAAAUCACGGGCACGAAGAAGCCACGUGGGAGCUUGA